Hemiscyllium ocellatum (epaulette shark) is the source of this 14430-nucleotide messenger RNA. RefSeq lists its product as uncharacterized. The transcript is spliced from 3 exons. Lineage: Eukaryota; Metazoa; Chordata; Chondrichthyes; Orectolobiformes; Hemiscylliidae. The record is from RefSeq and is a predicted model, not a curated record. Bases 226 to 4962 code for a protein of 1578 amino acids.
CGUGAAUUGGAAAUCCUCCAUAUGAAAUAUUUUAGAUCUAACAUCUUGAAUAACCUGAGACUCCAUCUGUGGCACACUUGGAAUUCUGGUGCAGGGAACUUUAGAAGCCCAAGCUUUCUGCCAGUUUAAAGAAAAGCAUUAAAAAAGAAGCAAUUCCUCAGCAACAAGAUACCAAGACAGGAGGCACAACACAACACAGAAUCCCGGAGUUCCCUUGACCAGUUUAUGGCUAAGCUGUGUAGACAUCAUCAGAAACAGUUUAUGAAUGUAUUAAGCUACAUGCACAGUGAAGCAAGUCCAGAGGAGCAGCCCCGGGAAUUGACAGCACGUGAAGACAUGGCCACAUCCAGCCCAGCCCCCGUCCUUCUACAGCCUAAAAACCCCGAGGACCGAACCCCGAGCACCUUAAAAUCGUGUCCUUCCUCAAAUCAAGAGACUCAGACGUCAAACAAAUCGAACAGUGAAAGCAUCAAGGAGGAAAACCAGCCAGCUCAUGAGGAGCUACUCCUGCUGGGAAUUGAAGCAAACAGAGUUCCUUCUGUUGAAAAGCUGACACCCAGAGGCUGCUGUAGCAGUGGGAAUUAUAUAAAAAACUGCACUGAAGACGCAGGGUUCUCCUCAAUACGUAUAUGUACUACUGACUUUAAUAAAACUGGGAGUAUGGAGGGUCUACACAAAGAAACUGUGAAUCAAAAGGGGAUCAAUAUCACACAACUAGAUCAGUCCUCUAGCGAAUGUGCACACAUCAGUACUGUUGCCCGAAUAGAAGAAAUAUGUUCUAACAGUCAUGAGAACAAAACAGAGGGUGCGGUAGCUGCCAGAGCUCAGGUUGAAACUCCUCAAGUUCUUCCUGACGAGCUUUUGAACUUGACUAAGAAUUUGACCAAAAAUCAGAGUAGUUCACGGGGCAGUUCCAGAGCUGCCUCUGAUCACAAAGCAAUUAAACACACGUCAGUUCAAGGUGGAUCUCGAGAACAUACCAGUGCUGCCAAAAGAAUGAUUAAAAGUAACCAUGUGCUCACAACGGAGUCGAGCACCAAAGAUUGUUGGUUUCCCUCAAAGUCGCGUGCUGCCAGUGGCCGCUUGAGAUUGAAACCACAGGCUCCUCCCACAAAGACAGCCAGAAAGAGCACCAGGGUGUCUGUACUGCGGGCUCGUUCUUCCAUGCCCAUGUGCCAAUACGUGAAUGAGCACGACAACCAGUGUGAUAUUGUUUACAUCAGCAAGCCUAUCACGGAAUGCCGUUUUGAUGCUCAGAGGUCCUUAUCUUCCAGUCGAAAGACUGCACGGAAGAGCACACGUGGACAUCUCUGCAACGAAGAAUAUUGGGAGCUAAAGACUGUCCGCACUUUGGCCAGGACCCCAGCAAUGGAGGCGAGAAAUGGGAAUUGUCCCUCGUUGAUUCCCAUACCACCUGCUCCGGUGACCCCGAAGCAAGCACUUGUCUUGCCUGUCAGCGUGCCCAUCUGUGUUUCUGUGGAGGCUGGAGCUGGUACUAAUGAGGACCCAAAAGUGCAGCUGAAAGUCUCACAGGAAGAUAGUCAAGAAUUUGGUUAUUCAGAGAGCAAAGGGGAGCUGGUGGUUGAGCCGAGUCAGACCUGUCGAUCACAGGAGACUGAGGCACUUUUCCGGAUUGAAAACAGCCCACGAGGUGAUCCUGAGAGACCUGGGGAUCCUGAACGACCCAGGGAUCAGGCCCCUGUCUCUGAUUCCAAAAGCCAUUCUCUGGAAGUCAAGAACAUACCAGUCUUGACCUCACAAAUGAACAACUGCAUCACAACGCAUGCUGAUUACCAUGCUCUCUGUGACAGCUUGUCAGCUGAACUUGGUGCUUGUGAGAGCACUGAGCUUUCAAAGUUGCUGACAGAGUGCAGGAAGGCUGGUGGGAGCCCUUCUGAACUGGAACAGUUAGUAAAAGAAAGCGAUGCUCCUGAGGACAUACCUUCAACAGCAGGCUCUCCAAGCAAUUUGCAACCUGUUCCAAUCAAUCAGAACCAAAACCCUUCAGUGACAUCUUUAGAAAAGAUGAGCACCAGUUCAUUUUGUGAUAUUGGGGUUAAGAUCAUUCCUACUCAGGAGCAAUGCAGCACUCAGCACUUCAACAACAGUGAAAUAUUAAGCAUUAACAAGACUAUAACGAGCGAUAGUCUCAGCUGUCCGCUAUCAGGAGAUCAGCGUCCUGGAGAGGUAGUUGAAUCUCUUGGAGAUGUGAGUACGAUACGGGUAGAAAAAUCAUUAACUGAGAUCGAAGAGCCCAGCAUAUCAGAACAGGCACUUGGUGUUCAAGAUGAAGCAGUUGCAUAUUCUGUCCCUUCUUAUAUGGUUUCAUGUCCGCCAAUAGUGUCCGGGUGUCAGGAUGAGAGCAGUCACAUUGAUUCAGGAGAGUCUGUACUGGAGCUUAUGGAAGGACCUCAUCAGGGAACUGAUAAUAUGGGGUGCAAUAUAACAGUGAAUGGACCAGCUUUGGAGAAAACAAAAUUGGAAGACUCUAAUGAAACUGUGAUUGACCAAAAGAGGGAAAGAAGCAAUAGCACUGAAGGAACUCCUGAGUCUGAAAAGCAGACAAGCCGCCACAAGAAGGCACGAGGCCUGGCUGCACCAGAGAAGAAAAAGCACCGCAGGAAACUGGAGCUAACUUCUUCAGAUAGAUGUUUACGAAGUCAGCAGCCUAGGCAACAAGCUGUGACCUGUCCCAGUGACAUUAAAGAGCAACCACCAGUUUGUGGUGAUGGCUUAUUGGUACCCUGUCUUAAUGUAAAGCUCCUGAGAAGUCAAGGUGAGAGAGGAUACAAAAGGGAGGUGUGCGUCAACAAAGUAACAUCUGUUCAAUUUCCUACAGAGUGCUUCAACAAAAUCCUUCUGCAAAGCAUUGUUGACCCUGAGAGCAGAGUAUGUGAGUCUCCUACUACCACAUCUGAGCAAGACAUUGCCAAGACAAAAAAGGCGACUGUCAAGCAGCUCUCCAAAAACCUCCUUUUUAAAGAUUUUGAAAACUUUCAAGAUGAAGAAUUGGUAGAUGACAAUCUUAGCAAUGAAGGAGCACGCUAUGGAGAAGGUCAGGUUCUCGAGGUCUGUGUAGAUUCCCGAUCAUCGGAAGAACGGAAAGUUUCCUUUUCUGCUCACGUCAGAAAUGAUCAAGAUUCGGAAUCCUCUGAUGGUACGGUGGAUGAAAUGUCUCCUGCUAUCCAACAGCAGUCAAGUUCAGGGAAGGCAGAUACCUGGAAAGAGAACUCAAAAUGGGCAAGAGGAGGCAUGAUGAAAAGAUUGACGCAUGUGGGAUCACUGCAUCAAACAGCUAAAGGAACAACCCCCAAAACACCACCAGGCGAUAAGGUUCUUGCUGGGUCUCGUACCUUGAGAUGUUCAAGUAUGUCCAACGCAGAACCAGAAGCAAUUGCACUACAAGAGGACAGCAAAUGCUUAAAUAUGAAUCAACCUACUGAAUUUCACCAGGAGAAUGAAGAAUCUGAGCUGCUAGGUCUGAGCGACACUGAUGCUCCUGAACCGAGUCGGCCAAAGUUUUUGGACUGGUGCUCAGAGGACGAGAACCAGGAGUUGAUCACCACUUUGAAUGCCACGUAUGAGAACAUUCACAAGGCUUGGAUUCAGAUGGAGAAGGAAGUGCCAGUGAUGCAGAAAGCAAAAUGCAAGUCUGACCGGCUCAAGGAGAUCUGGAAAAGCAAGAAGAGGGCUCGCAAAGCAAGAGGACUGUAUGACCAUAAAAUAUCCCCUGUACAGAAACUCUUCAUGACCAACUUCAACCUCGCCAGCAUCUGUAAGUGGUUCAUGGAGACAACUGAGACCAGGUCUCUGAUCAUCGUUAAAAAUGUCAGUGCCCGGAAUCCGGUGGAGACCAUGAAAGCCAAAACCUUCCUUCAGAAGAACUCCAUGAUCGGUCUGUUCCCCAGUCCCCAAGCCGAGCGGCUAAAGAAACACCUGAAAAAGUUUGCCAUGGCGUCUCCUGCUCGGAACAAUUGGAAGACUCGAGCACUGCUGGACAAUGUGCAUAGGAGAGCUGCGACAGGGGCAGAUGGAGCAGGGCAGCAGCAGUGGAGCUUUUCCUUAGAUACUGGAGAAGGCCUGACUCCCAGGGACCUCUUUCUGGCCAAAGUGGAAAGUGAUCCUGUCGAGGAGGUUGUAUUUUCUGCCAACAACGCGGCAGCCCAGCCCACCAAGCAUUUGGGGUUGAAGAAGCCAGUCAGUGCAUGGAUUUUGCGGAAGUACUCCAACAUGAGAGGCAAGCUCCACAAAUUGCAGCAGGGGAAGGAGCACGCUGGGAGGAAGGUCUUAGCUAAGCACAAGAGCGUCUGUAUGAACCCCAUGGUCUCACCCAAGUUGACCUCGCAGGCCCAACUGGAGCCUCACGGAGCCCCUCUCCCCGUUGCCUCUCGGAAGCCUGAGGAGAGCAAAGGGAAAAGGAAGGCACUCAAGGGCACUCGCGUCGAGGAGCUCCGUGUGGGGCGAGUCAAGAGCAGCAAGUCCGAGGUAGGUCCUCCUGUCCCGCUGCCCAAAUCCAUGACCAAGCAGUUGCCUGCAAAUCGCAAGUCCAAAGCGGAGGUCAGCUCUGUAAAGGCUGCAGCUCCCAAAAGGGCUACUGCCAGUGGAAAGACCAAUAUUAUGACCCCAAAAAGCACCGAGAAGAGGCUGUCUGGUGCUAACCUGAAAAAUGUUCCGAGGGGCAAGGGCGCACCCCAAAGCAGAGAUGGGGCUAAAGGCAGAAAGACGAAAAGAAACAGCAGCAAAGACCGUCGGAUGAAACCCAACAAGAAAGCAACAGGAUCUUCAGUCAGGGCCAAGAGGAGCAUUAAGACUGAUGCCAAAAAGAGAAACAAGGUGGCCACCCCAGCGAGGCGUAAACGGAAGGGUGAAGUCAACUUGGAAGCUACGCACAAAAAGAAACGCAAGUUAAAUGAGAAGAGAGACCCUGUACCCAACAAACGCAAGCGGACUGAUGCAAAAUGACAUGCUUCCUGGAUGACCUACUGUAAAUUAUUGUGUCUUUAUACAACAGCAGUCAACAAAAGAGUGUUGACUGCAGAAAGCAUUAAUUGUCAAAGCUGCUUUUUAUAAUCUUGAAGCAAGCCUUUGAAAUCGCAGAGGAAAGAACUCGUUUGAUUUUUAAUUUUAUUUUUUUAAGCACGUGAGCAUAUAGCUUGUUGUAAAGAAAAUACAGGGAGCUUCCCCUAACUGUGAAUAGAGUUUUUAUAUGGUGCUAUGGAUGGUAUUGUUUUCUUUUUCCUGUUUGUUUUUUUUAUAUAUACACAUAUAUAUAUAAAUAUAUAUUAAAUAUUGCCCUGGCUUAGGACUGAAAUGAAAGCUGCAAGCGCAAUUUGAAAAGAACAGUGCCUUAUUUAAUGAUGAGAGGAAAAGAAACAAUUUUUUUUGCGUGUGUGUAACUGAGAUUAAAGGCUUGCAUUCACAAUGGAGACUUGCUCUAUACUUGUUGCACCUCCACUUUCUGUAAACAAAAAAAAGCCCUUGCAUAUAGAAUAACACAGCACAGAAAGAGGCUAUUUGGCCCAUUGUGUAUGUGCUGGCUGUUUGAAAGAGAUAUUCAGUUAGUCUCAUGCCCCCUGUUAUUCCCCCUGAAUGCAGCACAAAUUUCCUUUUUCAGGUAUUUAUUCAUUCCUAUUUUGAAAGUUACUGUUGAAUUUGUUUUUAUGCCUUUUCAGCCAACGUAUUCCAAAUCACAACAUCCCGAUGUAUAAACAAAACAAGUUCCUCACUGAUUCUUUUGCUAGUUUACCUUCAAUUUGUAUUCUCUGUUUUCAGACCUUCCUGGUAGGAAGUUUCUCUUUAUGCUCAGUCAACCAAACAUUUCAUUUUAAACACCAACUUACUUAGAUUUUCUAAUCCCUUUGUUUGUCUCUCCCUCCCUCCCGCUCUCUCUCGCUCUGUCUCCCUCUCUCCCUUAUCCACUCCCAUCCCCAAACCUGGGCUUUCGUCUGUUAAAUUAUUCAAGUGUGAUUAUGUGACUCUGCUUUCAUUGCUCUUCCCAGAUUCCAUUCCGCACGCUGAUUACUCAGAUUGCAGUCUGUGUUGUUCACUGAUGUCUUGAGUAAGAUUUCCUCGGUCACUGUCUUCCAAGGCUGGAAAGCAGAGAUUUCUGCAGUCUUCCUUCAUAGCUCAAGUAAAUUUAUAUGGCUGGUCCCACCCCACUUUCGCUUGUCCUUUGUGACUCAGUAGCCAACACUGAUGAUGAGGUGAGGACUCAGCAGCGUUCAAUUCAAGCCUGGCUGUUCUCCGUCUAUGCCGUGGUUUUUCAGGUGUAAUUUAUUUGACUAAGUGUGCUAUCGAGAUAACAAUAGUAAAAGCAGACAUUCUUGCAUGUCUCCCACUCUUUGCACAAUUCACAGAAUGAAGCAGUUUAUAGAGAGGCCACUUAGGCAACCAUGCCCAUUUGAAAGAAUGCCCAGUUAGUUUACCAAUUGCCCUCAAUCUAUGCUUUUUUCCAUUUUGAGUGCACAUACAAUUGCAUUUUAUAAGUUACUAUUAGAUUUGUUCCCGUUAUGCUUUUGUCUGUUUCUCACUGACCCACAUAUUUAGUGUACUUUAAAAAUUCUUUUUAUCUUUGAACUUCCAUGAUAGGAGGUAAAGGCCUAGUGGUAUUAUUGCUGAAGUAUUCAGCCAGAAAUCUGUUCCAGAGGCUGGGUUCCAGUAUCGCUGUGGUGUAUGGUGGAAUUUGAAUUCUAUUUUAAAAAUCUGGAGUUGAAAGCCUAAUGAUGACCAUGAAACCAUUGCUGGUUGUCGGGAAAAAAAACAAUCUUUUUCGCCAUUGUCCUUCAGGGAAGAUGACUGCCAUCUUUACAUGGUCUGGCGCACGUGUGACUCCACACCCGCAGCAACAUUGACUUUUAACUGCCCUCUGGGGAAAUUUUGAGAAUGGGCAGGCUUAGCAACAUUUGCACCCCAAGAAAGCAUCCUUUAAAAAUGCCAGCUAGCAGGACAUGGAAUGUGUCCUUAAUAAAGGCUGAAUGAAAAGUGAACUGGGUUUUAGCUUGCUGUCCAGGGGUAGGUCAGAUCAGAGAUGAGCAAAUCCAGCAUUAUUGUAACAAGAUCAAGAGUAAAGAAUUGGAAUGGCUGGUAAUGCUCAUAUGGUUCAAUCAAGAGUUCAGUUUCUUGGGCUACUUGAGAUGCGUUAAAAGAAAACAUUUUAAUCAGUCUGUAGAGGGAUGUUACUUCACAUGAUGGGACUUGAACCCAGGCCUCCUGGCUCAGAGGGAGGGUCACUACCACUGUGCCACAAGAGCUCUACUUAUUCUAACCUGUGACUGAAUAUCCCAAUUUUUUUGCGAGCAGAUUUUGCUGAUUUAGUCAAACUCAGCCUUUUGGGAAGGUGAAGGUGUUGCAGGGAGGUGUCUUAAUUCUCUCGGAAUUAUUCAAACAAAGAAUCUGACCUACAACGUGAACCUGUCUUUACUUUCCUAAAAGAGUUGCACAGCAGCUCGAGGUGAAGAACCUAGAAGGUGACAGACUGGAAAAAUAACAAUUGCAUUUUAUAAGUUCCUAUUAGAUUUGCUCCCGUUAUGCUUUUGUCUGUUUCUCACUGACCUUCAUGUUUAGUGUACUUUAAAAAUUCUUUUUAUCUUUGAAUUUCCAUGAUAGGAGGUAAAGGCCUAGUGGUAUUAUUGCUGAAGUAUUCAUCCAGAAAUCUGUUCCAGGGGCUGGGUUCCAAUCUCCCUGUGGAAGUGAAAGCUUUUUCCAAGAGCCAGUGCAGACACAACAGACCCAAUGGCCUUCUGUGCCCUGUUUCCCUCAUUCUUUAGGUUCUGUGUUUUUCCAGUCUUUUCUGAUUUUGGUUUAGUGGGUGAUGGAACAUUGCACCAUAAUCCAAUAUGGCUGAUAAGAGCAAUAACUGCAGCGUUGCUAGAAGAAAAUGGAAAUGGAGUUUUUAACCAGUGUAGAAUCACAUCAGAAUGUGAUGGCAUUGGGCCCAGUUGGUCAUGCUGAUAUUUACUCUCCACACUAGAUACCACAGAUCCUUUCUCAUCUAUUUCUGUCAGCAACCUCUAUAUAUUUCUCCCUAACAUGAUCAACUAAGGUUGAAAUGCAUCAGUGUUAUGAGCCUCAAUCUCUCCCCAAACUCAAAGUCCACAUUCUCAAUAGUCUCUGGGUCAAGGUUUUUCUUCUGAAUUCCUGAUUGAUUUUUUUUUGAGUGUCUAUUUUAUAUUAAUAACCUCCCUGGUUUUGCAUCUCCCAGAGUGGAAUUUCUGCAUUAAACUCCUGUUUUAAGAAGGGAUUAAUUUGGAGGAGCACCUGAAUUGUGUAAUUUGAUCCAUUCCCUUUGCCCUUAAGAGAUUCUUGCCUGGAUUUCUAAUAAGUUUUUUUUGUGUUCUCAGGCACCAUUGAUUCCAAUAUUAAGCAAUAAAAGUUUAUACCACUUAAAUGAUGAGCAAUUGGCUAGUACACAGUGCCUUGCUGUUCAUCCUCGUUUCUAUGCAAGCGUUUUUUUUAAGAAAUAAUUGUUAUAAUAUUGAGUAUUGAUACCUGGUGGUAGUUUAGUUGAACUGUGGCAGCAGUGGUAAUCCAAGAUCAUGCAGCUAAGACUGCUCCGUUACCAGAAUUAAACCAACCUUGAGUCAUGGAGGUAGCCUUGUAAGGUUGGUAAUGCAGUGGAUACUUACUAUUUAGACAAACAUGGCAGCUUUUUUUUGCACACUGUGAAAUCCUGUAGCUUUAAAACAAUAUUUCACAAUUGUGUGAACACUCCCUGCAUUUCAGAUUUAGUUAUUUGGUGUGAUGCUCAUUGAAAUUUGCAGUGAGCAUGAUUAUUCCUGUUCUGAUUCAUUUCAAGUAUGGCGGAAGGUGGCAUGUCAAGAUACAUUUUUGGUGGAGAGGUUAGAUAUGGUUGUAAUAUAAGAUGGAUUUUCACCUCAACCAACUUUCCUUUUCCAUCAUUCAUAUGAAAACCUAGGUCUUUUUGUCUUGUUUGUGCAAGACCCCUAUUCUCAUUGAUAAAUAUACUUUAGUUUCUAGUCUGACAAUACCUUGGUUUUAAAAUUCUUGCACCUGUUUCAAAAAAUAUCCUUUAGCUUUGCACCUUCCAUUCUCUGUAACUCCUCCUGCCUGUAACCCUCCCAAGAAUGCUCUUCUCCAAUUUUUUUGGUCUCUUUGUUUCAUCAUCUCAAAACUGUACUUUCAGUUGCGUGGGUCUUAAACCCUGGAUUCCCCUUACUAAACAUCUUUGCCUCUCUAAAAAUCUUUGCCUUUUUUUUAAAAAAAAGUUGCUCCUUUGCACCUACCACUUUGUAAUUUUUGGUUACUCAUCCCAAUAUCCCCUUCUGUCAACUUUUAUUUGACACUCCUGUGAAGUAUUUUGGAAUGUUUCAUCACGUCUGAAGGUAUUGUAUAUGAACACACAACUGUUGUCUCUUGCUUGCACCAGCAUGGAGGAGAGAAAAUAGUGUCUCCAUGAGAUUUCUAGCUGUACUGCUUUGCAAGCCUUUCUGGUGGACAUGAGAAGACAGCAUUGUUGGAACAAAGCUCAUGGGAUGUGUGGGCAUGCCAGGGUGAGGCAGAUGUGCUGCUCUUGUCCCAAGCUUCCAUGCUGUGUAGACCCAUUUGACUUCUAUUCCACAUUUUCCCAUCUGUAGCUUUUUCAAAAAACAAAGAAAGUUGAAAUGCUGAACUAUUUCAUUACUAUUCCAGUAAUUGUACAUGAAAGAAUCUGCCAGAAAAGAAUACAGCGCAGGUGAUCAACUGGGCAGGACCCUUUGAAAUAAAAUAUCUCAGGUUGGCAAUUCAUUGUGGUGAUGCAGAAUAGGGCUCCUACAUAUCCCAGGCAAAAGUGAGGAUUGCAGAUACUGGAAGCCAGAGUUUAGAUCAGAGUGGUGCUGGAAAUGCACAGCAGGUCAGCAGCAUCCGAGGAGCAGGAAAAUCGACAUUUCGGGCAAAGGUCCUUCAUCAGGAAUACCUCCCGUAGUCCCUUUUAUGUUGAAUAUUGAGAUGAGGAAUGAAGUGUGCACGAAACCCAGGAUUGCUCUUUUUUUGAGACAAGUGCAUUAAGAUCCAUUUUUGUUCAUUAGCCAAGGCACCACUAUAAAAACACAUGCACAUACACUUCUGUUUCACCCCAACCCUCCCACAUUAAUGUUGCCUUCCAGUGUCCAAGAAGCAGAGAAAAAUAUAGUUUAUUGUCCUUAUUUGAACAGGCUUCUUUCUAAAAGAUUGAACAUAUAGAACAUGGCCUCCACAAUCCUACAAGCCAUUAGUUAUUUGUUCUCCAAACCAUACCUGCUAACAGUAAAGAACUAUAUCUAGCAAGCACUUUAGUACAGAUGAGUGGCAGGCAGAAUUUGGAAAACAAAUGAAGAGAACUGCUAAAGAAGAUUAGCUUCUCAGAUAGCAAUAAAGCCAAUCUUCAGCUAAUCACCUUUUCUCGCUUUUUUCAUCUUGUGCUGGUUCCCUGCAAGUCAGGUGGCCUAAUACAACCACAGCAUUGUCCUUUGUAAUAGGUUACUACCAUGGUAUUACCCUGAAUGGCAGUCUUGUAAUAGGUUACUGGCCUACUAAGAUCCCAGGUAGACUUUAAUUAAAUUUAUCUGUCUGGUAAGUAGUAUUUGGUUCUCCGUCAAUCUUCUCAUUGUGGAAUCACUCCUGUAAAUCUGGUCUGUUCUGUACCUCACAAAAAGGCAACAAAUACCUAGCAGAGAAGGAGAGAUUAAUGCUUGGUGUUAAAAUAAGCAGCUCGUCAGCAUAAUUGUAAACUGUUCUUAAAUUAUUAAAAUGUUGGCCUGCUCCAUUUGAGAAUUGCGAGUGUGUUCAGGCAAAAAUAUUGCAUUGUGAAAUACACAUGCUGGUGUGUUUCAAAAUUCAUGAAAAGCGCGUAUAAUAAUUUUUGAAAUAUGUGAAAGCAAUGGAACUUGUGCACACAUAAAUUUGUUCUUAAUGAAUCAACAGCUCAUACAGUGUCCUAGGUACAGGACACUAUACCUGUGCCAUGCCCAUCUACCUGAACUGCUGAGUCAUUCCUGGACUGAGUUCUGCUAUGACUAUUUGUUUAGCAUUUGGGUUGGGAUUAGCAUGAUGAGUUGCAUGGUCAUUAUCUUGGGAUGAUAAUGGCAUUCAGCCAUAUCAUUUUCCAAUGCACAGCUUUACUGGCAUGUUGGUAAAUUUAGCAGUUGGUGUUUUUUGUUUACCAUGUUGGGUGGUGGAGAGAAUGUGAUGUUGAGAGUCGGUUUAUGAAUGAGUCGGUGAGUAACUUAACGGGGUUAGCAUGCAAUCAGUGGAAAUUAAAAUUGAAAGGCUAACUGCAGGCAAGGACUUUCUAAAAUCUCUCACAACGUUUAGGAAAGUUUUUUGUUUUGUUUCUGAUGGUUACUAAAUACGGUCACUUGUAUGUGUUAAUCAGCCGGUUCUAAGCAGUGGCUCUUCCUUGGGCAAUCAACAGCUUCUUGCAAAAUAAAAACAAUACGUUGGAAUGUGUUCUUCCAUUUGCAACUUGAUCUUGUUCUAAUCUGAUUUGGGGUAAGAAUAUCGAGGGAUAUGAAACCAGAUCAGGUAUAUGAAGUUCAGGUACAGCCAGUGGAACAGACACUGAGAGGUUGAAUGACCCAUCCUGAUCCUAACCAUACAUCAGGUAAAAUCCAUGGAAAGCAAGGGAGUAUGCGUCAUGCGUCAGCUGCCUGGACUCGCUGUGAACAGUUCUGGGCAGCGUACCUUAGGUAGGACAUAUUGGCUUUGGAGAAAGAAUCACAGAAUCCCUACGGUAUGGAAGCAGGCCAUUUAGUCCAUUAGUUCUGAUGAAGGGCUCUGGCCCGAAACGUCGAAUUUCCUGUACCUUGGAUGCUGCCUGACCUGCUGUGCUUUAACCAGCAACACACUUUCAGCAUUUAGUCCAUUAAAUACACAUCGACCCUCCGAAGAGCAUACCACCCACACCCAUCCUAACCUGUAACCUUGCAUUUUCCAUGUCUAGUACACCUAGUUUGUACAUCCCUGGACACAUUGGCAAUUCAGCAUGGCCAGUCCACCUAACCUGCAGAUUUUUAGACUAUGGGAGAAAACUGGAGCACCUGGAAGAAACCUUCACAGAUGGGGGGAGAAUGCAAACUCCACACAGACAGUCGCCUGAGGCUGGAAUCAAGCCUGGGUCCUUGGUGCUGUGAGGCAGCAGUGCUAACCACUGAGCUGAGAGAUUACACAAAUCAGGGUUGUAUGCCCCAGAAUUGAGAAGGUUAAAGGAUGAUUUGAUUUGAUGUUUUAAGUGUUUUAACAUUAGAUACAGUGGAAGUAUUUCUGCUGAAUAGGGAGUCUCGGUUUAGGGGAUAUAGUCUAAAUGUUCAAGCCAGACCAUCCAAAAGCAAAAUUAGCGAGAACCUGUUCACACUGUAGGUGGUAGGAGUUUGCAGCUUUUCAACAAGUGGUAGUUGAUCCUGGGUCAAUUGUCAUUUCUCAGUGAGAGUGAGAAGUAACCAAAGACACUAAGGGUUAGAGGCAAGGACCUUACAUAGAUUUGGGUUACAGAUCAGUAGCAAUGAAUGACAGAACAGGCACCUAUGCUCCCAAGGCCAAAGACUAUGCGGUAAGGAUUCCUGAUUUUCUAACAUUCACAGAAAACAUCAGAAGUGAAAAUUUUGGAAAGAUGUGCAAUAGAACAAAAUUUUGCUGAUUCAGUUCUGUAAAUAGUGUGUCCCCGGGAGUGAAAGAGUGAGGCCCUUUUGUUGAUCGUAGAUAAGUUUUAGAAAGAACUGAAGAUUGUAAUUCUUAAAAUACUGAGGUAUUUAAAACAAAGCAUUUGACUUUUUCAAGAUGGAAAAAUGGUCCAGUCAUGGAAAUAAAUAAAAAGGGAUUUAUACUGUCUGGACAUAAAGCAACUGGUGUUUCCAAGGCAUCUUAAUACAUGUUAAUUAUUUUUAAUAAUGUGGCUUCUCUUUAAUCAUUGGCUUUCUGUGAUUUGAAAAAUGUCCAUUAAUGAAAGUGACUCUGGUAGAAUAGGCAGCAGUUUUGUUUGUGUAGAUAUACAAUGUUAGAAGCAUUUGAUUGGGCGAUGCCUGUUUAAAAACUGUCUUUCAAUAUUCAUUUUGAAGAAAUCUGAGCAUUUUCUCACAGGUUUUUAAAAUAAGCUUUUCUUCCAAUUCAAAGCAAGUUGUUUGUGGUACUGUAAAUAUUAUUUAUGGUAAAUGAGUUAGGUCUUAUGUUAAAAAUCUGCAGAAAUUUCAAUUACACGGGGGAGUUCCUUCCACAAGGAGGAUGCUUAAAGAGGAAGUUCUCAGCCCACUGUAUUGGGUAAGGGUUUGCUGGAGUGUGAGGUGCAAGGAGGAAACGUAACUUAUCCUUCAUUAGGAACUUGUGGCAGGUACAAAAGAACAUCAAGACAAUUGGGGUAACAACAAUGUGGUGUUCACUGGGCCCUUCCCUGUGCUAUGUGUGGUCCGUUCACUGUUAGAACCCUUCCAUCUCGUGUCUGACAGUUAUUAGAGUUUCAGUAUUUGUAAUAAAAUCCCCACAAUACAUUCUGUGUGAUGCAUGGUUCAUACCUCACAGUUAGAAUUUAAAGAAAAAUAAUUAAAGCUUUAUUUAUAAAAUAUGUGGAUUAUAUUGUGUUACAAUGAUGUGUGACUGUAACUCACUGUUUGCUUUAGUAAAUUGGGUGUUCUUUAUUUACUGUGUUCCUACUUCCUCCUCCCCUCCUUAUCUACAUCUUCUCUUCAACCUCUUCCUCUCAUUCCCUUUCCGACGCUGACUCCAUUUUGUGUCCCCUCCUUUUGUUUUCCUUUGCCCUCUCACAAUCUGCCCUAUAUUUCUCUCUGCCUUUUUUCCCUCUCUGGUCUCCCUCUUCCCUCCCCUUCCUUGCCAUCUCUCCUAUUCCUUGCCUUCCACUUUUCCCUGACCUCCCUCUUCCUUUCCCUUAUCAUCCCUCUUCCUCCUCUCCCCCUCCCUCCCUUUUCCCUCCCCAUUCUGCUAUUCUCCCACUCCCGCUCCCUCUUCCCUAUUUCUCUCUGUCUUUCUCCACACUCCCACUCCUCCUUCUCCCUCACCCUUCUCUUCCUCCCCCUUCUUUUUCCCACUCCUGCUCCUCCACCUCCUUGCUUCUCCCUCCCCUUCCUUCUCCCACUUAUCCUUCCUCUCCCUCUCUUCCCUGACUGUAUCCACCUCCUCCUACCCCAACCCUUUUCUUCUCUGUCGCUCUCUCUCUGUCUUCGAAUAUUGGAAUUGUAUGCAACCUGUUUACUUCAGUUGUAGCCUCCCUAAUCAAGUCUAGAUCGGCUGUUGCUGAUCACUGGGGGAAAUCAAUGCUAACUUGAUGUCUUAAGCCAAGUCUCGGAUUCUUAAUUCUCCAAUUUCUCCCAGAGUUGAAUUAGUAUUUUUGAUUUUUUUUUCAUUCCUAUUUGUGUUUUUCAAUCAUUCUAGCAUCAAUCAUGCUGUGUUUGAUCUGCCCAUUCCUAAUGUGUAUAUUUUAUUAAAUCUUAUUAAAGCAUAACUUGAUUA